CUUGAGCACUUCUGUCCCCACACAUCGGACAGAAAUACAAAUUUAAAACAAAAUUUAAAAAAAUAUGAAGCUCUUUUAUCAGCUUAUUGUAUUAAUCUUAAUGAUUAAUCUCUGCCAUUGUCUUGAUCUCGAAAAAGCCCUUGCUUGUGAAAAGAAGUUCUAUAUAACAGAUGGUGAAACAUCCGCCAUUCCAAGAAAUGCCACAAUUGACGAUAUAUCCACGAAGCUAAGAUGUUAUCUUAAGUGUAUAUAUGAGGAAUAUUUCGGUAGUGAUGGCAAAGUCGAUCCAAAACUGGUAAAUGAAGAGCGACUAAGACCCAAGGUUUUGCUUUGCAAGGAGAAAUACGACAACACGGAAGAAAAAACUGGAUGUGAUUAUGCAGCUCAAAUAAUAAUAUCAAUUUUUGCCGUUACAUCGAUGAAAAACUUAUCGAAAGUUGUAGAACCAAACUUAAUGUAUCUAUAG
Messenger RNA from Drosophila willistoni, 466 nucleotides. RefSeq lists its product as uncharacterized. Gene Ontology annotation, molecular function: odorant binding. The record is from RefSeq and is a predicted model, not a curated record. Lineage: Eukaryota; Metazoa; Arthropoda; Insecta; Diptera; Drosophilidae. The transcript has 3 exons. Bases 65 to 466 code for a protein of 133 amino acids.